AGAUCAUCUACCAGUACUCAUAUUGUUGAGAGACGCAGGUGUAGCUGGCUACUAAGUUACAAAGACGCCCUAGCUUCUUCGCCGUAAUAGAUGGCAUGAUGUGCUUUUCUACUAAACAGCCCGGGGAGGGCUCUGAAAGAGUUCGGAGAGCGUAGUCGUGUUCGUCUUUUUGACGCCAACAAGAAGAAGCUUCCUUCCUGGCUCUCUCAUGGCUUGUUGGUGAUCGAGUUCUUUCUCGGCUGUCACGAAGAUGUUGCAUCUCAGUACUGCAUUCUGAAGACGAGGAGAAGGCGGGCGCGCUGCCUCUCCUCUCCUGGCGCGAUUCGACACUGGUAUAGGAAACCGGCGCAUUCUGGCUAACGCGUCAUCUUGCGUUGCCAAAAAGCUGCGACGAGCACCGCAAUGCGACAUGCCGCAGUCAGAAGGCGGGCGAGUCGAUCAUUGUUACGACGACCGGAAAGGACGACAGGAGCCCACGGAGCGGGUACUUCUCUUCAGCCCUCAGCAAAGCCGUCACAAAAUCCGGUCCCUCCAAAUGAAGCAAGUGGCCGCUGCUGGGAGUCUUCUUCAUCUGCAGCUUCGGCUGCGUUCUCUUCGUCCAGUUCACCGUGUCCGUCGUCCACGACGAAAAAAUGCAGCACCCCGGCGUGGUCGACCUCGAGAGUCGCCUCCUUCAGAAGACGUGGCACAAAAAGAACCCCACCAACGUCGACGCCGCUCGACAAGGUGGACGCAAGAACAAGAUUGGACAUGAAGGUGGCUUUUUUGCCGAGUAGUAGAAACCCCCGUCCGAAGCUCCUAUGGCGUCUCCAGCAGACACAGACGGGCGCCACUACUCAACCGCUCCACCACCUGUUCGAGCGGUGGCGACAGAGCAGCGCGUUGUCCAUGUUGUUUAACUCGGUCGGGCAUUUGAGCAUGUGCCUGUCCGUCGCGCCGAUUUGUCCGCCGAAGCUGUUUUGGAUCAUGCCACUGCUGCUCCUCCGGUCUGCCUUCCGGACCCAUCUGGUGACAAAUAUGACGGCGCUGCGAAACGCGGUGACGAGACAGUGCAGCAGCGUGAGUUGCAGGAGAAUCAUUGCGCAUGAUUCCACGCCGAUGUUGGGGGUUGCAGAAGGUACUAGCACAGGACGAGGCGAAAAUCUAAUGGCUGGAACACAAACGACGACGGUGCUGUCGGUGCCCUCCAAUCAGGAUCUUGCUGCGUCUUCACCAUCAUGUUCUACAACUUCUUCUGCUGCAUCCUCUUCAUCCUCCAGAAGUCCACGCGAUCGGCCGACCCGCACUCCACUACCACCACGUUACGAGCUCACUCUGCGUUACGCGGGGGGCUUCCGCCGCAUCCUGACGAUUGGGAAACUCACGGAAAACGAGCUGCGGCAGCAGGCGACUGAGAGCACGCGAUCCCGGGCUGUGGAGAUCUUCGGUCCUGUGUGGGCGAAGAAGCUAUUUCCGACUUUGAGGAGGCUGCCGGAAGUAGGGGAAGUAGGGGACGAGGAGCAUGGGGACAUCGAGUCGCAACGACCACACUCGUUUCGGUCUUCCUCUAGACCUACGAGUGGCAGCACGUCUUCAUCUUCAACAGCACACGCACACGACAACGACGGCUGCAACAGCAUCAGCUUCAGCAACAGCGUCAUCUCCGACACGAACCUCGCGCCCCUUUCCGCCGUUUUGGAUUCCACGCUGAUCUCCUUCGAUCUGGACAAAUGUACGAUCCCGAAGCAGCUCCGCAAGCAGAAGUUAUCCUGUGCAAAAGUAUCGCACUCGUAGUGCAGGCAUGUGCAUUACAAAUUUUUUUCUUGAGGGAAAUCCGCAUUACAUACGAGUACGAUACUUUUGCAAUGCAUAGAAGUGGUUUCGCGACGAGGAAGAGCCGUACUUUGUGCUCGAGGAGCGGACGGAGUACGACCGAACGCGGAAGCAAACCAUCGCCGCGGAAGUGAACUGCAUGGGUGUGCGCCGGAGCAUCGCCCGGGCGUUGGCGAUCAGGAUGCUGGCGGAGCGGGCAAUGAGUAAGAAGUGCAUCCGCUGGUGUCACGACGGAAGGAUCUUUCGCAGGAAAAGCGUACGGCGGAUUUUUUCGAGAAAGGCUAGGAGGAGAAGCGGGCGGGCCGAUGGAGGUACAGCUGAUCGAAUAGUUGUGGAAAGCGACAAGAAAACUACACAUACCCACGUGGCAACUCCGGCUGCGGCGCAUUCUUCAAGCGCUGAAGCUACUCCCACUGGCGCAUGCGCGUCCUCUUCCUCACCACCGACAUCAUCAACAGGAGGUCGGGUAUUUUCAUCAGCGAGCGAUAUACAAUUACAACAACGAGGACAACGACAACCACAGCACGACCAUGAGCCGAAAGCUCGCUGUUCGGUGGAGCGAGAUCACGCGAGUACCAAUCAGAACACAGGACGUGCAGCUGCAGCGCCAUCAGCGGGUUCAAAAGCGAACGUGCCUCCCUUCGCAGAGCAGCUCAGACUAGUGCGGAAUCGCGUCGAUUUUCUUCUGCAACGCCGGCUUCAGAGGUACAAAGCCUCUUUGGACAGCUUUCUGCGAAAUUACCAUCCGGCGUUUCUACAGGGCGAGUUAGAAGUGGAUGUGUUUCGAAAGGAUAAGGCGAGUGAUUGGAAGGUACGAGGAGAAGAAGCUGAAGCGCCCACGGCAACAAGUGGUGAUCACGAAGGUUCACGUCCAUCUUCAUCAUUCUCCUUAUCACGAAUCACCCAUGAGGCACCAAGAAGUGUUGGUGACGUGACUCUUCCAGGUCCGACAUGUGAAUAUUCGGCAGAAGCAGACGUUGGCCAACAGGAAACAAGUCGCAAAAAGAAUGAGGGCCAUCUUCGCGAAGAUCCUAAGCGGCGAUACCACAUGCGCACGAAAAUGAAACUGCCGAUCGCAAGGAUACCCGCGUCUGUCAUCGGCAGACCGUGGCACCACAUGACGCUGAACGACGUCCGUGACUUUACAAGGAGCCGAACUUUGCUGAGUAAUCUUACAGGCACAUCUUCAGUGAAUCGCUACGGCAACGGCGGCGCCACGUGUAAUUCCGGACAGCACGAAGAUGGCCAUGGCGCUGAAGGCGCAGCCAGAGGAGAAAAGAACGCUGACGAUGCAACCAUCAUCGAGAUCGGCCCCUUUGUGUUUCACAUCGUCACACCACACGCGAAGGCAGACCGAGUUAAGAGGGUCAGCUUGCAGCGGGAACUGCAAACCAUGUUGAAAAAGGACAGAAGCGACGCGCUGCGAACCUUUUUUGGUGGAUUGUUGCUGCUGGGUGUGAGCCAGACAAUCUUUGAGGACCUUCUGUGAAGAUCUUGGUCAGUUGCAAAAAAAGAACUGCAGAACGCACGUUGCGAAAAAUAUUUUUACUAGAGCUACCUCCUUCGAGUUUUACGGUUCAUGUUCGAGUCUUGUGGUAUCGGUAUGUCUAUGUGGAAGCCAAAGAGCAAGCGAGCUGUCCGUAAUUAAGGCCAGCUGUGGCUUUGAUGCCAUCAACGUGUUCUCCUUUUUGUGAUAGAUUGCGG
This is a messenger RNA of Amoebophrya sp. A120, 3516 nucleotides long. The record is from the annotation of a GenBank genome assembly. Lineage: Eukaryota; Dinophyceae; Syndiniales; Amoebophryaceae.